Molecule: messenger RNA, 749 nt
Organism: Paramecium pentaurelia
Lineage: Eukaryota; Ciliophora; Oligohymenophorea; Peniculida; Parameciidae
Source: the annotation of a GenBank genome assembly
UAUGAAAUACAUUAUUUUGCUUGCUCUGUUAUUCAAUUUGAAUCAUUGUAUAAGCUUCUAUGCCAAAGAAGGAGUUGAAAAGUGCUUCUCAGAUGAAGUACCUAGUCAAACUGUAAAUCUAGAUUAUUCAUUUUUAGAUAGUAGUGAUAUAUCAUGAAUUGAUGUCAGAAGGUGUGGCCAAAAAUGAAAAAAGAGGUAUUAAUUCAUUUAACACAUAGACAUUCCAAAAAUGAUUAAAGAUGGAAUCACUCUUAAUGUCUAUGGCCCUGAUGGCAAUAUAGUGAAAACUGCUAAAACUGCAGAAGGAAAGAACAAAUUGUCAUUCACAGCCAAAACAAGUAAUUAUGUAAGUAUUACUUUUAGUGGGCAGAUAUAAGUUCUGUGUAAUAAAAUCCAAGUAAUUUUGGAGUGUCAAUGAGUAUAAAUACUCUAUUAAAAUAUAACAAGGAGUUGAUCACAAUCUCCAAGAUGCAGCUAACAAAACUCAUGUUGAAUCAAUCAAAGGUAUCACACAUCUUUUAAAAUUAAUUAUAUAGAUAGAAUCUCAGCCUUAAAAAACAGAACUGAUGAUUUCAUUUCUCUUUAAUAAUUGAACAGAGAAUAAGAAGAUAAAUUAACAACUCAAUCCAUCGACAUCAGCAGAAGAGUCACUUAGACUACCAUUUUAUAAAUUGUUGUUCUUCUAGCAUCUGGGGUUUAUUAGAUUUGGAGUCUCAAGAAAUUCUUUAAGUAGAGAUUCUUGAUGUGAU